This is a messenger RNA of Symbiodinium pilosum, 8382 nucleotides long. The record is from the annotation of a GenBank genome assembly. NCBI's taxonomy places the organism in Eukaryota, Dinophyceae, Suessiales, Symbiodiniaceae.
AUGGCUGCAAAGCCGGCUGUCCAAAGACUUCACGAGGGAGUAUCAGCUUCACCUGAUACCACUCCUCAAACAACUCGCCGUUCUUCCCCGUCCUCCUCAUUUUUGUCCGUGCCGGUGAUCAAUGAAGAGAUCACAGAUUUGGCUCUAGUACUCCAGGUGAUGGCAUCCGAGCCGGAUGAUGAGCGCUUACAGCGAGCAUGUUUGCAGGCGGUAAAUCGUCUGGCCAAGGAUGUGUCCAGGCUGCGACCGCUGUGCCUGGGGGCCGUGUCAGCCAUUGCCACGUCAGCAGCAUCCAUGCGUCAAAGCGUCCACGUGCAGAGAAUAGCAGUAGCUGCGCUUAGCAGUGUGGCAUAUGUACAGGAUGUGGCCACCUUGAUUGCACCAUUGGCCCUUCCCAUAGUGCUGGAGGCUGCCUUGGCUCAUCCCAGUGACUCCAAGUUGCAGGGGCUGAUGUGCGAGGCGUUCGCGCGACUGGCGCAAGGAGGUGGGGAGCGCGCCAUGGUGAAGUGCAUUGUGGCUUCCCUCAUGAUCCCCGAUGUUGCACUGCAGGUGCUGUGCGAUUCGCUGCAGAGGUUGUGCGAGAAUGGAAUCUGCCGCCCAGCCCAAGUCGUCGACGAACUUCUGCAUCUAUGCGACAGGGAUCCUGCGGAUCUGGAGUUGCAACGGCAAGUGUCCUUGUGUAUGCAGAGGUUGCUGAAUGUUGGCGUAAUCAGUCGCGCAUGCAUCCAGGGUCGAGGUGCUUUGCUCAAUGCCCAGUGGGCUCAUCUGCUCGAGCGCUUUCUUCACGCUGAAGACGAAGAAGCCAAGCUGGAUGGCACCUUUCACAGUAAGGUUCAGGAACUUUUUCAUCGAGAGGUGGCACUGCACUUCGAGUAUGAGGCUGCUGAGCGUUGUCUUCACUUCCUGCGCAGUGGGAGGACACAGCCAUCACUGAUCUUCUUGGAAGUCAUUAGAUGCCUGGCGGAGAACCUGGAGGAUUACCAAAGCCGCUCGGAGGCGCGCGAGCUUGCAUGGGAUGCUGGGCGACAAAUGCUAGUUCCUCUGGACCCUCAUCUACGACUGCGGCUGCAGAAUGAGGUCCUUGAAGCAAUGCAGCUUCGAUUGCCUCAAGCACUGUGCACUGCUGCCAUUGCUGCUGCAGACUGGCCGCAGAGUGAGGAAAGCUUGAUGGAGAAGACGGCGCAUCUGCUCAAUGACUGCAGCAAAUUGCUGGAGAGGAAGACGCAAGUGACUCAGGACCACCACGAGCGAGCUGCAGAGCUCAGAAGAGAGGUGAUGCUCUUCGAGGCAGUUGAGUACUUGGAGCUGAAUGCUACGGAGGCAACACCUACACAGGUAUCCUCUACGUUGCACAUGCUCGAGGUGGCCACUACCGUGGCACCGGCUGAUGCCUUGGAGCGCUUGCGGCAUCGUCUUCAAAGGCUGACCGCCCGGGUCUCGCCGAAGGCAGAGACCUUUGAAAGCGUGAAUGUCUGGCAUGUGACGCACGUCGCAUUGAUGUCGCCAUUUGUUGCCUUCAAGCUGAGGGGGGAUGGGAUCCUAGCUACCUGCGACGUGGGCGACGAGCACAGGGACGCAGAGCGCGUCUACGAUCCGCAGCAAGAGAGGCGCUGGGAAAAGAAAUACAAGUUCUUCAGCGAAGCCAAAAUGAAGGCGACGUACCGUACUUUCGCGCGUGCCAGGCACGACCCUUUCAACAAGGAUCCGGCAUGGGGAAAAUCAGUCCUUUCUCGCUUCGCUACUUUCUGCGGCGAGAGAAACGUGAAACUGGAGGACAUCUUCCAUCAUGUUGAUGCAGAUGGAGAUUAUUCACUGAGCAGACCAGAAGUCAAGCAUGCGUUAUGCAGGGUGCUGCCGUCCCUUUCGGACCAGGAGGUUGUGGCCAUCUUCGAUGCAAUCGAUGAGGAUCACAGUGGUGCGGUCAGCGUGCAAGAGUUUCGACAAGCUUUGGAAUGGGGUAGGAGCGCCAAGUUUAGCAAAGAGUCGAUCGAACGACACCGGAAUCCGACCCACCGGAUGAAGCGGUUUCCACCUGCAAGAGUUGAUGGCUGGGAGCAUCUCAGAGAUGCUGAUAGCGUUCAAGGCACAAAGUAUGAGAAGGUCGGCCAAGCCAGCAGCUUGCUGGAGAUGUGCGAGAAGGAGACGUCUGAAUGCUUAGGCAGACUAGCGAAGACGUUAGUCCGCACUCCUCGUGCUCUUCAACACCGAGCCCAGACGCCAAAGUACUUGUAUUUCGGGGGUGGCGCUGACAGUGAUCGCUUCCACAAGCACUCCAGGCACAGUGCCAAGUCCAGGUCGAGAUACCAGAUCCAGGAGGCCGACCGGGGCGAGGGCAUCCUGGGCCACUUGCCUGUGGAACUAGUCAAGGACAAGGGGAGCCCCGUGCGCGGGGAGACCAACGCAGCAGCCCAGAACAACUCGCGGCUUCCAAAAGACGCCAGCAUUCUCUUGACCACAGAGUUCAAGGGGCACGAGCGGUCACCAACGCGUCAGCCGGGCGACAAGUUCUUCAACAUGUCUCCAGCAAAGACCGCGUCCUCGAACCGGCCCUUUGCCGAAGACUGGAGCGGCAAGGAUGUAACUCUUCGGGGUCUUGCUCAGACUCAGCACACAUGUUCCGGCUACGACGAGCAGUGGGACAUGUGCCCGCAGCUUCCUUCAUGUACGAGCUGCGAGUCAGUUGACUGCGUCUUCGGGCAGUGGGGCACCUGGUUUGAUGCUGGAGGCUGCACGCAAAUCCAGUUCAGACAGCGUGGCAUUUCUGUAUCGAACAAUGAAUGUGGAACCCCCUGCUCUGGCGCGAAGAUACAAUCCCGCUCGAGCCCUGAUGAAAGGUGCACCAAAGACGAGAUAGACUGCCAGUGGGAGGCUUUCUCUUCCAAUAGGAGCCGUGCAGGCUUGCCAUGUGUGGGCGAGAUGAAGCAGACGCAGCCGUUCUGGCCCCACACCGCAACAUUGCAUGAUGAGUUCAUGGCGAGAGUGGUGAAGGACAGUACUCUCGCUAUCGCCGUGUCAUCCGUGAGGCUUCUCGGGGCUGCAUCUGAGGGCAAGCUGGUGCACACCGCUGCAGCCUUUUCCCAGCCAGGCAAGCAAAGGUGGCAGCUUGUGUUUUUUUCUUCAGAUGUGUUUGCGGCCACUUCAAUGCCUGUCGAAGGGAAUGGUCCUUGUGGUCGCAUUGUGACCGUACCUGUGGCGGACUUCCGCCGGGUCCGAUUGGCUGGGGUGCUUCUCUUGUCUCAAAGCCGUCAUAAAGUUGUUAGUGCUCAGCAUGCUGAGAAGAGGCCAGUUCGAAAGCCAGAGCCAAAGGCUUUCCGCCAGCCCAGCACUGGAUCAAAGGCACCGCGACAGAAUCCGUCGCGCCUGGCCAGCUUGUUUGAGGAUGGACCUGUCAAAAACCUGGAUGCUGUGUUCGGCAACGGUGCGAAAGCACGAACUCCUUCGACACCAGGGGCACCAGUGCGCAUAAAACCAUCAGACACCUGGAAUGUACUUGCUUCACUCUUUGCUGGGCUACUAUUUACAGCGUUGCCCUUGGUAUCUCAGCUUGAUGAGGAUGAGGCAUCGAAGUUGGCCGUCUUUGUUGAGCGGUUGAAAACCCUGACGGCGCAGGAGCGGCGUGCUCAGUUGGCUUCCCUGGACUCGAACACGAGGGAAAAGCUGCGGGAGCACUUGCUCUCAGUGGCGCUGACCCAACCGGCAGGGAAUGCGCAAGCGAUUGCGGCCAAAAGAGAGGCGAGUGGUCAAGGUGGCUACUGCGGCCAUCAUCUGCUCCGGAUGGUUUCAGACUGCAACACAGGUGCCUGCAAUCCGAUGCAGACGUCAGACUGCCGGUGGUCUGAAUGGGAUAUGUGGUCUGAAUGCAGCGCCCGCUGUGGUGAUGGCUCCAUGCAGAGGGAGCGGCGGAUCAUCUCUGAAGCACUGGCGGGUGGGGCUGCGUGUGAAGGGCCCUUAAAAGAGCUGUCGCUUUGCCAGGUGAGCCAGUGCACGCUGGUUGACUGCCGCUGGGCAGAUUGGGGAGCCUGGUCGGACUGCUCUUGCGAGUGCGGCGGUGGAACCAAGCGACGAACGAGGGCAGUGAUGGAAGCUCCAAGAAAUGGUGGCAAGGAAUGCGAGCCCCAGGACAUGGAGGAAGCCUUUCCCUGCAACACUCAGCCAUGUGGGAGCGGUUGUGUCGACGGCCAGUGGGGGGCAUGGAGCUCUUGGACCUCUUGCUCUGCAACCUGUGCCAGCAGCUAUCAAUCUCGUAGCCGCAACCUCGAAAUCCAGCCAAGCAGCUGCGGCAAAGCGGCUGCCGGGCCACGUGACGAGUACCAAGUGUGCAGCCAGCUGCAGCCAUGUAUUGAGGACACUGAUUGUCAACUGCAUGAGUGGGGCGAGUGGUCGCAUUGCAGCUGCCAUUGCUUUGGAAUCCGAGAGAGGAAUCGUUUCAUAUCCCACUUUGCCACUGGAAAGGGCAAGCCUUGCGCACUUGCUGCCCUCAAGGUUAUUGAGCCAUGCAAUCCUGGUCCGCUCACGGCGUAUAAUCCCGAUGUUCCGGGUGGGCUGCCGCUUCAGCUGCAGGUGCCCCCAGCUGACUGUCAAGACAAACCGCCGGUGGACUGCGAGCUCCAUCAUUGGAGUGAGUGGACACGAUGCUCCAGAACAUGUGGGGGUGGCCAGCGCGAGCGCAGUCGGACUGUCCGCACGGCACCAAAGCAUGGUGGACAGCCAUGCAAGUCUGACCUGACGACUGUGGAGCCCUGCAAUCUAGAUCCUUGUCACCAAUUUCAUUGUGAAGACUGCAGGUGGGGUGCAUGGAGCGACUGGGGAGGUUGCAGCAAGUGUGGUGGGCAGAAAUAUCGCCACAGAUCCAUUGUGCAGAUGGCAAACCAUUGUGGCAAGCCAUGCGAUGUUAAGGCGGCGAAGGAGACUACCAGCUGCACCAGCGAGUGCAAGAAGCCGCUGUACUGCGCUUGGACAGAAUGGUCUGGGGCAACUUCCUGCGCUCAGUGCGGUCCAGCCACUACCAUGCGCAACCGAGCCCUAGGCUUUUCAUCCACAGAUCCAGGGCCCGGUCAGUGGUUUUUCCGCGUGACUGGCGAAUCUGAAUGUGCGGGGACGCAGCUGAACGUAAGCUUGUGCCCUUCCGCUGGGACAAGCUGCCAGAAUUGCGUCCCUCAGCACUGCCACUUUGGCGAGUGGGGGGACUGGCGUGAGCCGACCUGUGUUGGCCUUUGUGAGCGCGAGCGAACUAUAGCUAUCACCAACAACGAAUGUGGAGAUCCAUGUAAAGGACCAAUGCUCAUGACAAAAAGUUGCCCCGUGGAGUGCACCCAACCUAAAGACUGUGCAUUCUCCGCUUGGAGCGAGUGGAGUCAAUGUCCGGUUUUCGCAUCGCAGUCCCAGAGAACGCGCUCACGAACUAUUGCCCAGCAGCCAGAGAAUGAGGGCAGGCCUUGCGUAGGGGCUUUGCAAGAAACUGUGGCCUGCGAAUACAAUCACCUCAAGGUUGACUGUUCCUUCACGCCAUGGGAUCAGUGGUCAUCCUGUAGUCGCACGUGUGGCAGCGGCGGCUGGAAGGAACGGACUCGAAACAUUGCGGACGCAGCAGCAGGUGGUGGACUGCAGUGCAAAGGAGGUCUGACAGAACUGGUGGCUUGUGAUGGUGAACAGGUUUGUCCGGGCUACGAGAAGGUUGAUUGUCAGUUUGCACCAUGGGGGGCAUGGUCAGCACCGGACACCAGCAACCAAAGGAAGCGGGUAAGAAAGAUAGUUCAGAUGGCCCUGCAUGGUGGUGACCCCUGUGAAGGCACCUUGGAGGAGGUUGAAAGCAUUCCACCGGUGACCAGCGACUGCGUCGUUUCGGAGUGGAGUGAAUGGGACAGCUGCGACCGAGUCUGUGGUGGUGGACAGUCGGUAAGACAUCGGGAGGUCCGGCGAUUCCCCCAAGCUGGCGGGGCACCCUGCCCUACUGAUCUCAAGGUAACACGAAGUUGCAACACUCAGUCGUGUGAUGCUCAAGACUGCACCGUGUCGGGGUGGAGUGAGUGGGGACCCUGCUCCUCAAGCUGCGGAGCCGGCCAGCAAAGCAGGAGCCGCCACAUCACCAGCCUGCGGAGCUUGGAUGGUUUGGGCUGCCACUUGGGUCUCGGCAUGACUCAAGAGUGCGAAGGCGAUCACUAUUGCGGGAAGCUUGACUGCGAAUGGGGUGAAUGGAGUGAUUGGAGCGGAUGCACAUGCAGCUGUGAUGGUGGGCAGCAGACUCGGACGCGGCACAUUGCCCGUGCACCGCGCAAUGGCGGUUUGCCCUGCCAGGAGGGUGACAAGGAGCAGAUUGCGCCCUGCAAUACCCAGCCAUGCGGUGAGACGAAGUGCCGAGAUGGCCAGUGGGACGAAUGGACGUCAUGGGCUCCUUGUUCGGUUUCUUGCGGCGGUGGAGUGACUUUUCGCAGACGAAGGAUUGGCAUCAUGGCAAAUGACUGCGGCCGGGAGCCUUUGGGCAAGAGCAGAGAGAUCGCAUUCUGCGAUGUGGGCAUUUCUUGCUCCAGGCCGGUGGAUUGUGAGCUUUCAGAGUGGAGCUCCUGGAGCGCGUGCUCCUCAAGUUGUGACGGGAUUCGGCAUCGCUCCCGCGGCGUCCGGAUCUAUGGAAAGGGGGAUGGCCGAUGGUGCAAGGGUGGGCUGCGGGAAACGGCACCCUGCAACCCCACGCAGGGCUCCCUGCUGCCAGAGGGUUGUGGCCCUGGCCCUGCUCGGGAUUGUCUGUUUGGACCAUGGGAGGCCUGGAAGACCUGCAGCGCUUCCUGCGGGGGCGGCGAGCACUCGCGAAGCCGGGAGAUUUUCCAGAAAGCAAAGAAUGGAGGGCUGCCCUGUGAGGGUGACCUCAAGCAGAUCUCUGAAUGUGCCAGACACGAUUGCGGCGGUCCCGAACCGAAAGAUUGCAUCUUUGGUGACUGGGAGGAGUGGGGUGCCUGCGGCAAGUGCAGCGGACAAAGAAAGAGGUUUCGCAGCAUCAUGCAGUAUCCGACAGCAGGCGGUAAGGAGUGCGACUUAACAGAAACCGAGCAGGCGGGAAGCUGCCCUCGCAGUUGUCAUACCCAGCAUUUUUGUGGCUGGGCGACUUGGGGUGCUUGGGGCUCAUGCUCGGCGUCUUGUGGUCAAGGCUACAGACAGCGCCGGAGACACCUGCAGUUGUCGGACAACCCGCAUGCUCUGAUGAUUGGCCGGGACAUGAUCCAAGAGUACGAUGACCUGGUGCAGAGAACGCAGGAUGGGCAUGCUAGCUUGCCGCUGUCCGUUGCAAUAGAUCGGAAGCGCAUGAAGUGGACUGACUGCUCCAAUCUGAAGGCCGCUGGCGCGGCUGAGUUUGCUGACUUAGCAAACUUGCACUGCUUCCUGAUCAGCACAGCUUGUGCAGAGGAACGUCGCACGGAUGCUCUAGCAGCCCUGAAAGAUGUUUGCAGUCCGCAAGUACGCGUCUUCGAGCGUGAUGUUGUUGAUGGUGCCCGCGGUUGCUAUCUCUCGCACAUUUCUGUUUAUGAAGAGAUGAUAGCAAACGGCGCCCCCUGGGCUGUGAUUUUUGAGGACAACAUUCAGGUGCUCUCAGCUUCUGACCUGAAAGUUGUGCUUCAAUCCUUGCAAAAAUGGACCACCUCGGCCUCCUGGAUGAUUUUACAUCUAAGCUUGGUGCAUUCUGCUGCUUCCCUCAAGUUGCGGAAGGAGGAGGCUCUGACGUCCGAUUCUGACAUACUGAGAGUGGAGCGGACAGCGCCCGACUGGUAUGGGCCCGUCCAGAUCGAUCGCGCCCCAGGUCUGGGAACGACGGCCUACAUCAUUUCUAGAGAUGCCGCACUAGCAAUUGUGAAACACCACGCAGAUAUUGGUUAUGUGCAGCCCAUUGACGACUUGUUGAGCGAAACCUUUCCUGACACCACAUUUGCAAUAUUCCCGGCUCCGGUGCAUCGUGGAAGGGCUGCAAGUCUCAUAAAUACAGACCAGGAGCUGUUCCGGUCAGUGAUGUAUGACCCGCGUGUGUUCAGAAACUUAGAGUGGACGCUGGUUCAGACUGGCUUGUCGAGCAGCCAACUCGUUUGGGUCUUUCUUGCAGCAAUGGCGGAGUUGGACGCACAGCAUUUUCGCGAGCUGGCCAUGGCUUUUGCUGCCGGCGGGGCAUGCUUGAUGUUUGCGUUCACCUUGCUUCGCGGUUCGAUACCGUGGUCGCAGGCGUCUUUGCGAAUCACAGAGGGCGGCGUGUCCUCUCGUACGUUCUCGAGAACGACGGAUAGCUUGCACCCACGUGUAAGUGACACAGCGGAAAUGGCAAACGGCGAUUACUUCUUGGUGGCAAGCGAGCAUGAAACCGAGUUGCCCUGGGCUCAACGCAGCCUGGAUGAGGAGAGCACUUAG